GCGGAAGUAGCUUACUUGUUUGCUGUUGGCUGUUGAGUCGCUGCUGUCAUCUCAUCAGUCAGUUUUGUCGCGGUCGUAUUUCAAGCUUUGAUUUAUUUAAAAACUUUCAUUCGAUUCCGCCUUUGGGGAAGGCAAAGUUUGACUUGAUUCCGCUUGUGUGGGAGCGACGACGUCAAACAUGGCGGAGUCCAAUUCUCAGAUUCACUAUGGCCGUCUGACAGCCGAGGAGAUGGAUGAGCAGAGGCUCCAAAAUGUGGCCUAUCACUACUUGUGUCGACUGGAGGAGGCAAAAAGGUGGAUGGAGGCAUGCCUGGGGGAGGAGCUUCCCGCUCCCACCGAGUUGGAGGAAGCGUUGAGGAAUGGCGUCAUUCUCGCCAAACUGGGCCAUCGCUUUGCGCCUUCCGUGGUUCCUCGGAAGAAGAUUUACGACUGGGAGCAGCUGCGCUACAAGGCUAUGGGUGUUGAUUUUCGUCACACUGACAACAUCAACCACUGGAGGAACGCCAUGAUGUCGCUUGGGCUGCCAUCGAUCUUCCAUCCGGAGACCACAGACAUUUACGACAAGAAGAACAUGCCCAGAGCUGUUUAUUGCAUCCAUGCACUCAGCUUGUACCUGUACAGGCUUGGCCUUGCUCCGCAGAUAACUGACCUUUGUGGGAAGGUCAACUUUACAGUGGAGGAGAUCAACAACAUGAGGCUGGAAUUGGACAAAUACGGCCUGCAGCUUCCUGCCUUCCACAAAAUUGGAGGAAUUCUGUCCAAUGAAUUGUCAGUGGACGAGGCGGCGGUCCACGCGGCGGUGAUCGCCAUCAAUGAGGCCGUGGAGAGUCGUGAUGUCGGGGCGACGGCCCGGGCUCUCAGGAACCCCAAUGCGCAACUCACUGACCUGCAGGAGGCGCUGAUGAGCGUCUACCAGGCGAAGCUGUUUCAGGCCAAACAAAGAAAAGAGCAGCAGGCGGCCAGUCGGGGUGGAGCCUCGGAAGAGAAAGAUCUGUACGAGGAGUUUCUGACUCACCGAGAAAUCCAGAACAACAUCAACGUGGUCAACGUGAGAUGGGCGGUGGAGCAAGUGGACGAAGCCGUGGAGGCCGGCGACGAGAAGGCUCUUGCGUACGCCCUGCGACUGCCGUGUUUGGCCCUCACCGACGUCCUCGGCGCCAACGGGCGCUGCUACCUGGAGAGUCUGGCGGCCGAGCGCGACGCAAAAGCGCCGGAGCCGCUGGAGCCUGACGAGCUUCAAGAAGUUAUCCACAUGGCAAACUGGGAAGCCUGCGCAGACGCCAAGAUGCAGGCAGCGCUGGACAGUGUCAACCAAUCGUUGCGGGGCAGCGACCCCCAGCACACGGUCAGCUGUCUGAUGUCCUCUGAUCUUCAGCUGCCCGCGGUCUUCCCUCAGCUGCUACAGACGCACGCGGCCCAGGGGGUGCUGCAGCAGGAAGAGCUGUUUGUUGCCGUGGAGAUGCUAUCUGCCGUGGUGCUUGUCAAUCAGGCGGUGGAGGAGCGAAACCUGCAGCAGCUCAGCUCCUUAUUGGCCAGUUCGUCUGUGGGCUUGGCUGAUGUGGACCACACCCUGAUGGACAAGUAUUUGUGGUGCCUCUCCGAGAUGAAGCAAUCGGCCGGCCGAGAAGCGCUGACCUGGAAUCAACUUCAGGAAGGAAUCAAGCUGGCCAACACCAACGCGCUGGCCCAACAUCAGCAGAUCUUGGCCCUCCAAGCGGUUAAUGAGGCUUUGAUGAGCGGAGAUGCUCACCGGCUGCUUUCUUCACUGCUACUGCCCUCUAGUGGAGUGGAGGACAUCCUGCCCGCCAACUCCUACAGAUACCUCCACUUGAUGAGCGCUGCCCGGCAACUGAAAGCUCAGCUCAGCAAAGAUGCGGGAGCUGAGCUGUGGUUGGCUGACAUCCAGGAAGUAGUGAGACGAGCCAAUCAGGAUACUCGGAAAGCUUUGAAGUUGUGUCUGGGGGUGGCAGCUGUCAAUCAAGCAGUAAAAGAGAAGCAGGCUGCGCAGACGCUGCGAGUGCUGUCGCUACCAGAGGUGGCGCUGCAGGGUGUGACAAGGCGCUGCGCAGCAGAGUACCAGCAGCAACUCGCUGCUUUGGUGCAGCGCAAGGCCAGCGCAGGAAACAACAAGAGUCCGUGGGUGGAAUUCACAACGGAAGACGGCUCGUUGUUCUUCUUCCACCUGAACAGACUGGAAGGCACGUGGGAGAGACCGGACGGGUUCGUCCACAACAACUUGUUCUUGGACCAGCAUGACAUCCAGGAAGUGGUCAGCGGCGUGUGGUCGACGCACCAGCGCCAAGAGCUUUGGGCCGACAACAGAGCUUUGGUUGUCCGUCUGCAGGCGGCCAUUCGGGGAUUCCUCACCCGCCGCAAUCUCGCGGCUCGCCGAAGUUACCUGCGCGGCCACAUCCGCGCUGUCAUCCUCAUCCAGGCUCACUGGAGGAGGUUCAUCCAGCAGAGAGCGUACAGGCGGCGGCUGGAGUUCCUCUACGGCAACUGGAGGGCGGCGGUCAAGAUUCAAGCCUUCGUGAAGAUGUGCUUCGCCAGGAGAAAAUAUCUGGCACGGUUGAGGUUCUUCCGACAAAACGUGGGCGCCAUUGUAAAGAUCCAAACUUUCUUCCGAGCGAGUCGGGCGCGGGCCGAGUACAAGAUGCUGGUACAAUGGGACACGCCCCCUCUGAGUGUACUCAGGAAGUUCAUCCACUUGCUGGAUUUGGGCGACGGCGACAUCAGGGAGGAGGCGGAGCUAGUGCGUCUUCAGCAAGAAGUGGUCCGAACCAUCCGCUUCAACCGGCAGCUGGAGGCCGACCUGGACCUGAUGGACUUGAAGAUCGGGCUGCUGGUGCGCAACAGGGCCACCCUGCAGGAAGUGGCGUCUCACUGCAAGAAGCUGACCAAGAAGAACAAGGAGAAGCUGUCGUCCAUGAUGGACGUGGAGAGGAGCAAAGGCCUGAAGGCGCUGAGCCGAGAGCGGAGGCAGAGACUGGAGGCUUAUCAGAAUCUCUUCUAUCUGCUCCAAACUCAGCCGUCCUACUUGGCGCAGCUGAUCUUCCUGAUGCCGCAGAGCCGCUGCUCGUCCUUCAUGGAGAUGCUCGUCUUCAGCCUGUUCAACUACGGAGCGGACGAUCGGGAAGCCUUUCUGCUUCUCCAGCUCUUCACGCAGGCGCUACACUUCGAGAUCAGGUCCAAUGUGAGCGAGCCCCGGGACGUGAUCAGGGGGAACCCCUUUGUGAUCAAGAUGCUGGUCAACUUCUACCGACACGAGCGCGGUCGCAACGUCCUGCGGGAGGUGCUGGGUCCGGCGCUGCGCGACAUCUUGGCCGACGGCGACCUCGACGUCAGGACCGACCCCCUGGAGGUAUACAAGACCUGGAUCAACCAGACGGAGAGCCGGAGCGGAUUCAAGAGCUCGCUUCCCUACGACGUCUCCCCCGAGGACGCUUUGUCUCACCCCGAAGUCCGGCGCCGCGUUGACAUCGCCGUGGUCAACCUGCACAACCUGACCCAGAGAAUCCUUAAGGCCAUCACGUCCAACGUCGACAAACUCCCAUAUGGCUUCCGCUACACAGCCAAGGUUCUUGGAGACACCCUGAGGUCAACCUUUCCGGCUGCCAGCGAGGAUGACGUCUACAAGGUGCUUUGCAACCUGGUGUAUUACCGCUUCAUGAAUCCCGCCAUCGUGGCGCCGGAUGCUUUUGACGUGUUGGAGCCUUCGGGGGUGCCGGGAGGGCUGCGGCCAGAACGGCGGCGCCUGCUGGGCUCGGCGGCCCGCCUGCUGCAACGCGCCGCCGCCGGCGAGCUCUUCCUCGGAAGCGGCGAGCACAUCGCCGCGCUCAACCGCUACGUCACGCACGCGCACGCCACCUUCAGGAAGUUUGUACGGCGCGUGUGCGACGUCCCCAAUCCGUCUCAGCACUUCCGGAUGGACGAGUACUCGGAGACGCUGAUCGUCAGUCGGCCGCUCGUCUACAUCUCGCUGGGCGAGCUGCUCAAUACGCACAAGCUGUUGCUGGAGCACCGCGAUGCUUUGUGUCCCGAGCCCUCGGACCAGCUCAGACUUCUACUCGCCGAUGUCGGGCCUCUUCCAACCCUACAGGAGCUUGUGGGUACUGCAACUACGACAGCCCCAGCCGAUCCAGGGUGCGAGUGGGCUUGGAGCAAGACGGAAGUUUCUCUGAUGCUCACAAACAAGUUUGAAGUUUUCGACGAGCACGACGACGACUCGGCUGACACGGGCGCGCUGCUGCUCUCCACCAAGCAGCUGAUGGCGGACGUCAUCCGGACGCAGCCGGGGGACACGCUCGCCGACGUUCUCAGAGCUGCUGUGUCGCCCGACCAGGAACUGCGCCACAAGGAGCUGAUGCAUCGCCGCAUUGCGCAAGAUGCAAACACGCCGGACAAAAUGAAGAGGAGGACAUCCACCUUGGCCACCACCUCCUUGAGCCUGGAGGAGAAGAAGCGAAAGAUCGGCAGAAGCGUUCGCCGUCUGGAAGCGUUGGGCGUCCUCCCGGCGGCACGCGGCCACGAGCGCAUCCUCAAAAUGAUUGCGCAGGACGUCCGCAACCAGCGCGUGCACCGCCGGCGUCGGGGCGGAGAGCUUGUGAAACUCGGCCAGACACUGCGCGGCCUGCGCGACAAAAGCAACUUUCUCGGCCAGCAGGUGGACUACUACGGGCAUUACAUCGCUUCCUGUCUGGACAAGCUGACAGUCAACGAGCGAGCCGCCGUGAAGAAAAUGGCAGAUGCGCGAGCGAAGAAGAAAGCUCCUGUCAUGAGUUACACGGCCACGCGCCUACAUGAGAAAGGUGUUUUGCUGGAGAUCCAGGACCUGCCCUCCACCCAGUUCAAGAACGUGGUCUUCGAUAUCGUCAGGGGCGCCGAGAAAGGAAGCUUCCUCAUCAAAGCUCGCUUCCUCGGCGUCGACAUGGAAGAAUUCCACAUCAAAUAUCAGGACCUGCUCCAGCUCCAGUAUGAAGGCGUGGCGGUGAUGAAGAUGUUUGACAAAGCAAAAGUUAACGUCAACUUGCUCAUCUUCCUCCUCAACAAAAAGUUCUUCAACAAAUGAAAAGAAACUCCCGUGUUUGUGCGUGUGUCUUUAUUCAUGUUUCGUUUCAUCAAUAGAUAACCAACAGGUCCUGUAUACAUAUUUGUUUGUUUUUUUCACAUUUAUCAAUAAAUAAUAUUUUGUGUAAGACAAAA
Hippocampus zosterae (dwarf seahorse) is the source of this 5202-nucleotide messenger RNA. Its product is annotated as ras GTPase-activating-like protein IQGAP3. Gene Ontology annotation, cellular component: cytoplasm. The record is from RefSeq and is a predicted model, not a curated record. Gene Ontology annotation, molecular function: GTPase activator activity; actin filament binding; calmodulin binding. Lineage: Eukaryota; Metazoa; Chordata; Actinopteri; Syngnathiformes; Syngnathidae. Gene Ontology annotation, biological process: regulation of actin cytoskeleton organization; regulation of GTPase activity.